This is a messenger RNA of Mercenaria mercenaria, 351 nucleotides long. RefSeq names its product zinc finger protein 80-like. The record is from RefSeq and is a predicted model, not a curated record. Gene Ontology annotation, biological process: regulation of transcription by RNA polymerase II. The transcript is spliced from 2 exons. Gene Ontology annotation, cellular component: nucleus. Lineage: Eukaryota; Metazoa; Mollusca; Bivalvia; Venerida; Veneridae. The coding region runs from base 1 to 351 and encodes 116 amino acids. Gene Ontology annotation, molecular function: DNA-binding transcription factor activity, RNA polymerase II-specific; RNA polymerase II cis-regulatory region sequence-specific DNA binding.
AUGUUGAAUGUUACAAGUAAUAUAGGUUGUGUAGAUGACAUAAGUUCCCCUUUGAAUAUGGGAGAUACUGAUGAUGGGGAUGGUGACCUGGAGUCUCAGUUGGAGUCCGCUGAGGAGGAGGAAGUUAAUAAAGUUACAACGUACAUGUGCGAAAUAUGUAACCGUGUGUUCAAUCAACAGUCACUAUUCAACAGACAUAAGACAAUACACGAAACUCCAAAAUACACCUGCCAAAUUUGCAAUAAAACAUUUGCCAUACAGUACCGCCUUACACGCCAUUUGGAGACUCAUAGUAGCGCUAAUAAGUGUAUGUGUUCAUUUUGUGGCAAAGAGUAUAGCAGAGAAGUUUAA